GCCCCAUUUCCUCACUGUAAAAGCUACCCACAUCUACAAGUAGAAGAAAAUACCUGGAGACAGAGGAAGAGGACAGAAGAUUGCUCUGGCGGCUGCCUACAGACUGAAUAGAACAUUUCCACAUCACAUAUUACAGCUCUUAGAAAAUCCUGCAAAGUCCAGCCACAACUAACAAGAUCCAGAAGUCCAGACAGAACUAACACCAAAUUCCAAAGAAAGACAUAGGGCUAAAGAACUUCAUGGACCAAAAAUGAAUUGAUCAUGGUGACCUGUCAUUAUAAGGCGAUUACUGGGAAAUAAGGGAGUUGAAGUCUUGAGACAUUGUUUCCAUUUAAGUAGAGUACACAAGCAUGUUUCUAAUUCUCGCUGGAAUUCCUAUGCUGUUAUAUAAUAGAGUUACUGUCAGCUCAUAGCAGCAUACUUUUAUAUGAAGAUAGUCUUCAUAAGCUGAGGAAUUAACUCUUAAUGCACAGAGACAUUUGCUGGCAGGACAGAUAAGAGCUCCCAGUAACAAUUGCUAGGCAGGCAGCCCCUGACAUUUGCACUGGAGAUCUCCUCCUCUCUGUGUUUAUACAGUUGACUCCAUUCAUUCACUUUCCUAGUGGUGGUUGAUAGAAGGCUCUGUGCGGUGGAGGGUCACAGUCACAUUCCUGAUCUCAGGCUCAACACAGACUCCUUCCUCUGCUUCAUAUAGUAUUUCUAAGCAGCAUGCAAGAUCCCAGCAGGAGAUCCCAGCUUUUUAGCAGCUGUCACUAUGUAGGAUGCCUAGAGAGAUGACCUCUACUCGCCCAGGAACACUCAGGAGCGCAUUCAUACUAUUAUUCUUCUCCUGGAUCUUCAGGAUUUGGGGUGGGAGGCGUCCCAAGAGCAGGAGGAAUCUGCUGCUGGUCUGCACUGCUUGUUUGCUCUAUGGGAUUUUUGUAGUGACCCAGGCAGGUAGUUUUUUCCCACAGCAUAAGGAUCCUAGGAAGACUAAUCAGAUUGAUGGUGAUGGGGCUUCUGAACAGCAGAGGAACUUUGUGGAACAAAAUACUUUUUAUGUUGAAAAUUCCCAGCCACUUGGAACUGCUCUAAACAGUUCUACAACACUCCAGCCAAAUGUUGUAUAUAUCACCCUGCGGUCCAAGAGGAGCAAACCAGCCAACAUUAGGGGGACAGUGAGACCAAAGAAGAGGAGAAAGUUUGGAGUUGUUGGACAACAUGAGUUUGGCUAUAGCAUGCAGGACACUGGUAGACUGGAGGACAAGCUUAUGGACAGGUAUAUACAGAAAGGAACCCCAACUCAUCUCAAGUCUAGGGACACAGGAACAAUCAUAUUGAGGGAUGCAAGGGGAGAUAGUCACCACAGUAACAUUAGGAUUUACAGUGACCGUGCCCCUCCUUGGUUUAGUGCUGAAGAUAUCCAGACAAUGAGGUUCCUAGCUGAAUCAAGGAUAAAGAAAAUAACACAGUUGCCUUCUAACCAGGCUUAUCUCAUCUAUGAAACCCCGUCCAAGAAAAAGAUUGCUCCAUCUGUCCCAUCCUCAGCAUGCCAGGGAAUGUGUGGUCUUGUUAGAAGACCUUUGGACAUGAGUGAAGUGUUUGCUUUCCACUUGGAUCGGAUACUGGGGCUUAAUCGAACUUUGCCAUCUGUGAGCAGAAAGUUUGAGUUCCCUCAAGAUGUCCUUCCCUGCCCCGUUAUUUUGUGGGACUCCUUUCUAUCUCCAACAGACAACGUCACACAGUCUUCCAUAAAACUAAAACGGGGAAGUUACCAAAAGAUCCUUACACAUAAGUGUUGGUUGAAUGGAAAAAUCCCCAAAGCAGAUUUGGGCUGUCCAGAAGUCCAUCAUCAUGAGUGGUCCAAGAUGGCACUUUUUGACUUUCUUCUUCAAGUUUACAAUCGUCUUGAUAAACACUGUUGUGGCUUCAGACCUCGGAAAGAAGAUGAAUGUGUACAACAAGGUCUACAUUUAAAAUGUGACAACCUCAGCAAUAUUGACCUGACACACAUUGUACAAAGGAAGCAUGACCCUCGCCACUUGGUUUUUAUUAAUAACAAAGGAUAUUUUGAUAGAAGUGAAGAUAAUUUGGAUUUUAAAUUGUUGGAAGGAAUCAAAGAGUUUCCUGAAUCAGCUGUUUCGGUUCUAAAAAGUCACAGACUACGAGAAAAACUCCUCCAGUCAUUCUUCCUGGACAAAGUAUUUUGGGAAAGUCAAAGAGGACGUCAAGGGAUUGAAAAACUCAUUGACGUGAUAGAGAGAAGGGCCAAAAUCCUGCUGAAUUACAUCAAUGCCCAUGGAAUAAAAGUCAUACCAAUGAAUGAUUAAAUUAACCAAAUGACUACGCAAGCAUCUGACAUGUAUUUAACGUGUUUCUAAGUGUUUUACACUGAUGACCUAUCCUCAGGAUAGGUCAUCAGUAUCUGAUCAGUGGGGGUCUGACUCCUGGCACUUCCGCUGAUCAGCUGUGUGAAGAGACUGUGGUGCUCACCUCCUUGUAGCUUACCAAGCAGAGCAGUGUCCAUUGGAUAGCGGCUGUGCAUGGUAUUGCAGCUCAGUUCAAUUCACUUGAAUAGGACUGAGCUGUGCCUAGCCCUAGACCACGUGUCCGAUGAAUGUGAUAUCAUGGGCCUAGGAAAAGGCUGCAGUGCUCACUAGACUGCUGCAGUCUCUUCAAACAGGUGGUCAGCAGGGGGUGCCGGGCAUCACACCCCCUCCUGUCAGAUACUGAUGACCUAUGAACACUUGGACAACCACUUUAAUAUCUACAAGUGCAAUGAAUCUGGGAUAAAAGCUAUACAUAGUGAAGUUCCAUGUUCUGCCAUGAAAGUUUUACCAAGAGAAAGUAUUAAAUGGGAAUAAGAUUCAAAGAUAGAAAUGAAUUUAAAGGGGUUAUCGAACCACUAAAAUGCCCCCCAAAAUGACUGGGCACCUCAUACAGAUUAUACUUACCCCACUCCCUAGCACCCACGUCGCUUCUGAUGACCACACCGCC
Bufo bufo (common toad) is the source of this 2976-nucleotide messenger RNA. RefSeq names its product golgi associated kinase 1B (gene GASK1B). The coding region runs from base 762 to 2309 and encodes 515 amino acids. The record is from RefSeq and is a predicted model, not a curated record. NCBI's taxonomy places the organism in Eukaryota, Metazoa, Chordata, Amphibia, Anura, Bufonidae. Gene Ontology annotation, cellular component: Golgi apparatus. The transcript is spliced from 4 exons.